AUGGCCAACCAAUCCACUGUGACAGAUUUCCUUCUGAUGGGAUUUUCUGAUGAUCGUGGUAUGCAAAUUCUGUAUUUUGUGGUGUUUCUUGCCAUUUACUUAAUAACCUUAAUUGGAAAUCUCCUUCUUGUAGUUGCUGUGAUCCUAAAUCAUCACCUUCAUACUCCCAUGUAUUUCUUUUUGGUCAAUUUGUCAUUCUUUGAUGUUUGCUUCAUCUCAACGAUGAUUCCUAAAGCCAUGGCCACAUCUUUGACAAACAACAAAAUGAUUUCUUAUGUUGGAUGUGCUGCUCAGGUCUUCUCAGUUUUGACCUUUGCAGGUUCUGAACUUGCCUUGCUCACCAUCAUGGCUUAUGACCAUUAUGUGGCCAUCUGCCAUCCCCUGCGAUACAGUCUCAUCCUGAACUGGAAUGCUUGUAUGGAAAUGGCAGCUGCUUCCUGGUUCACCUGUAUGAUGCAUGCAUUGCUACAAACUGUAAUCAUAUUUCAAUGGAAAUUCUGCAGGUCAUAUAGGAUUCAGCAAUUUUUCUGUGACAUCCCUCACUUACAGAAGAUUUCCUGUACUAAUACCAGAAUUACUCAAAUACUGAUUUUGGUUGUAGGGAUUAUUGCAGACUCAUUUUGUAGUGGGUUCAUUUUUAUUUCCUGUGGCUACAUCCUCUCUGCUGUGCUAAAAAUCCCUUCAGUUCAAGGCAGAUAUAAAGUUUUCUCAACAUGUACUCCCCACAUGAUGGUUUUUUCUUUAUUUUUGAGCUCUGCUAUGUUUGCCUAUAUGAGGCCCCAAAGUCUUUCCUCCCCUACUUUGGACUUGCUCUCUGCUGUUCUCUGCACAGUUUUGCCCCCACUACUCAAUCCCCUCAUUUAUAGCUUCAGGAACAAGGACAUCCAAGAGGCUAUGUGGAGAAUGCUAAAAAAAUACUCUUUUCCAUCUUUAUUCAAAUCAAUCAAAUCCAAUAGUAGUCAAACAAACUCAGAUUGA
Python bivittatus (Burmese python) is the source of this 978-nucleotide messenger RNA. Its product is annotated as olfactory receptor 14A16-like. Lineage: Eukaryota; Metazoa; Chordata; Lepidosauria; Squamata; Pythonidae. The record is from RefSeq and is a predicted model, not a curated record. Gene Ontology annotation, cellular component: membrane. Gene Ontology annotation, biological process: G protein-coupled receptor signaling pathway. Gene Ontology annotation, molecular function: G protein-coupled receptor activity; olfactory receptor activity.